Molecule: messenger RNA, 843 nt
Organism: Heterocephalus glaber (naked mole-rat)
Lineage: Eukaryota; Metazoa; Chordata; Mammalia; Rodentia; Bathyergidae
Gene: Gsto1
Product: glutathione S-transferase omega 1
Biological process (GO): L-ascorbic acid metabolic process; glutathione metabolic process
Cellular component (GO): cytoplasm
Molecular function (GO): glutathione transferase activity; glutathione dehydrogenase (ascorbate) activity
Source: RefSeq, a predicted model, not a curated record
UAAAAGGCGGCGGAGCGGCGACCUCCCACUUCCGCGGCGGCGGCGAUGGCAGCUCGGAGCCUCUCUGCAGGCAGCCCGCCCCCGGGCCCGGUCCCCGCCGGCGGGCUGCGCGUCUACAGCAUGCGCUUCUGCCCGUACGCCCAGAGGACGCUGCUGGUGCUGGAGGCCAAAGGGAUCGGGCAUGAAGUCGUCAACAUCAACCUGAAAAGUAAGCCCGAGUGGUUCUUUAAGAAGAAUCCCCUUGGUCUGGUGCCAGUGCUGGAAAACAGCCAGGGCCAGUUGAUCUGUGAGUCUGUCAUCACAUGUGAAUACCUGGACGAAGUGUAUCCCGGGAAGAAGCUGCUGCCAGAUGACCCUUAUGAGAAAGCUUGCCAAAAGAUGACCUUUGAGUUGUUUUCUAAGGUGCCAUCUUUGUUAUUCAGGGUUUUCAUGCUACAGCAAAGUAAAGGAGACUACUCUGACAUAAAAGAGGAAUUGAAGAACGAACUGAACAAGCUAGAAGAGGUUCUGACUAAGAAGAGGACAACCUUCCUUGGUGGCAGUUCUGUCUCUAUGAUCGAUUACCUCAUCUGGCCCUGGUUUGAACGGCUGGAAGUAAUGGAGCUCCAAGAGUGUGUGGACAAAACUCCAAAACUUAAGCUCUGGAUGGCAGCCAUGAGGGAAGAUCCUGCAGUUAAAGCCCUCCUCUUGGAUAGGAAGAUCUAUCAAAAUUUCGUCAGACUUUACAUGGAGAACAGUCCUGAAGCCUACGACUGUGGGCUCUGAAGGGGCAAGAAUGAGCAGUGAGGCACCGGAGCCCUCCUUUGCUGAUAUGAAUAAUAACAUGCUUUCAUUGUACCAAGA